Molecule: messenger RNA, 156 nt
Organism: Prunus armeniaca (apricot)
Lineage: Eukaryota; Viridiplantae; Streptophyta; Magnoliopsida; Rosales; Rosaceae
Source: the annotation of a GenBank genome assembly
AUGCCUACUUCCGUUUUGAGCACAAGAGUGGAUGCAGUAGAUGAGAUGAUGGCAAAUGCUAUGGAGCAAGCAGAUCAGGAUGCUGAAGGCAUAACUGAUCAGGCGAAUGUCGAAGAGGUUGUAACUCAGAGGUGUCCUGCUGGCGCCUCGGAGUAG